UUCAUCUGAAAGUAUAAGUACUGAAAGAGACUUCAUUUUACGGCAGUUGAUUUCAGGGACAGACUUGUCUCUUCUUGGGCCUUAUAAAGCUCUCGAUUUCGUUGAUUGAAGCCCAACUAAUCAUGAAGUUCCUCUCAGUACUCGCAUCUCUACCAGCUGCAGCACUCGCGCUGACGGUUCAGGUACCUACCAACCCGGUCUCUGGGCAGGUUACCGACAUCUACUGGACAAACGGUCCCUCUGACCCAGAGUGGACUUUGUUCCUGAUGAACGCGUCUGAGACCGCCUUCGGACUCAAAGGCAUCCUGGGAGAAAACGUCGACCCGACUCCCGAGAAGCUGACGGUGACCCUUCCCGUGUUGCCCGAAACCGAGUACCGGUACGUCUUGAAGGCCGUCCGUGCGGAUAACCUUGACUGGCCGGUUGCUUGGAGUGACGUCUUCGAUAUCACUCAGCCCGAAUAAAGAAUUGUCCUAUAUGCUGACUGGUAAGGAAUAUAGGGUGCAAUGACAUGUCUCAGAACAAGUAAUUAAUACGCCAAAAGAAGGCGUAAUCAUGUUCACGUGCAGACACGCCGUAUAAAGGUUUCAAAAAGACAGCGCGGACAUGUCCAAGUAAGCUUCCCGCUCUAUCAAUACCAAGCAGUCAACUACUUCGCAGAAACUCG
Molecule: messenger RNA, 667 nt
Organism: Desarmillaria tabescens
Lineage: Eukaryota; Fungi; Basidiomycota; Agaricomycetes; Agaricales; Physalacriaceae
Exons: 6
Coding region: 123-464 (113 amino acids)
Source: RefSeq, a predicted model, not a curated record